CAAUGCUCAUUUUAGCUGAAAUCCAGCACUGCCUGGUUAAUGCUGGCGAUGUGGGAUGUGGAGUGUUUGAAUGCUUUGAAAACAAUUCUUGCGAGAUCCGAGGCUUACACGAGAUCUGCAUGACAUUCCUGCACAACGCUGGAAAAUUUGAUGCCCAGGGAAAAUCCUUCAUUAAAGACGCUCUGAAGUGUAAGGCUCAUGCCUUGAGACAUAAAUUCAGCUGCAUCAGCCGUAAGUGCCCUGCCAUUAAAGAGAUGGUGUUCCAGUUACAGCGGGAGUGCUACCUGAAGCAUGACCUCUGCUCCGCUGCCAAGGAGAACGUUCAGGUCAUUGUGGAGAUGAUUCACUUCAAAGACCUGCUGCAGCAUGAGCCGUAUGUUGACCUCGUGAAUAUCCUGCUCACCUGUGGCGAGGAGGUGAAAAGGGCAAUAACGAGAAGCGUCCAGGCCCAGUGCGAACAGAACUGGGGAAGUCUCUGCUCCAUCCUAAGCUUCUGCACCUCGGCUGUGCAUGGUGAUGCCAUCCUGGGUCCUGAGAAGAAGCCAGGUGAAGCCGGCAAAGCCGCUGCUGGCCGCGGGGACAUACUGGCCCACUCCGACUCCGACCACAGGGAGAGCUCGCGAGCAUCUAAGGGAGAGAGAGGUACUAAGGGCCACUUGAACGCCCAUGCCCGGGUGAAAGCUGGGGGCCAUGGUCCCAAAGGGGCACAUGGGAUCAUGGACCGGGCAGAUGAACUGUCCGACUUCUCUGACAUCCGGAGGUGAAAAAAGGCACCAACUCCCCGUUCCCCCCAUCCUCCCCCUCCACUGGAAAUCUCCUCCGUUGAGUCCCAUCUUCCCGUCUAUGGACAUUCCAAAGCAUUUCCCAUUCAGAGGUCAAGCACAGGGCAUUGCAAGAUAUAUAUGGACCUCAGCAACAGUGUAUAUAGUAGCAAAGGGAGAGCAGUGGCAAUGGGUUAUUGAUCCAGCAAACUCGACACUUGAGCAGCCACCAAACGUGGCAAAAUGUCUCUGACUAAAUUCUUUUCCCCUUUUUUAUGAAAAGGACAUCAGCUGAAAUUUAGGAUCUUGUUUGGGGGUUGUUGGGUUGUUUUGGGGGGUUGUUUUUUUUCUUGGUCCCCUUGGCUGGGGAGAAGGUUCCAAGAGGGCUUUGCCAGAUUGCAUGUGGCUGCUUGUGGCUUAGCACCUCUGAAGGUUUAGGGCGCAGCCUUAGAGCAGAUGGCUGAAUUCCAGGGGGAUUUGGUUUCUGCUUGUGGCUGAGAACGCAAGAGCUCAAGGCUGUCUAUGUGACACUCUCUAAUGAAAUAGCUACCCUGCCUCUCACACGGGAACUGUGCGGUCUGGAGCUCCACCGCUUUCUCUUAACUAACUUCUGAGCCAUUGUUCCCAUCUGGGUGAUGCUGCCUAGUUUAAGUGCCCCCUGUUUGUUUUUUAACCACUGCAUAACUUGACACUUGUUAAUCCAGUCACUUCAGCGUAUCGAAGGCAAGCAGUCAGCUUCCAGACAAGGCAAUGUGACUGUUAAGACUUGCACAGUAUGGAGGACCCCCAGGAGUAUACUCGUGGACCUCUAAAAACCCUGUGCAUAUUCUCUGCUUACACCUGCCCACUCAGUGAUACAGGUCCUCCACCCUUAUGGACAGCCCAAGCUUAAAAGGAUGGGCGUAGGCUCAGACAGCGAAGGACCCCAUAUACUUAGUCCUUCCGUAGGGCCGCAUUGAAGGCCCAUCAGAAAUCUGUCUCUCCUUAGCAGUAGCAUGGUGUGGUUUGCUGGGAUGUGGAGCCCCACUCUAACCUGCCUAUCAGCUGUGGUUUAUCCAAAUGCCAAAGAUAAGGAGAGAGGAUUGACUUGGGGUUUUUUAAUUGUCAUGCAGAUAAUGACCACCAAUCUCUGCAGAAUGAGUUACUAAAGAUGAAGAGUGUCAAGAGCUUAUUGUCUCUAAGCAGUUUUAAGUGUGAAUGAGGUGUUUGGACACAUCUCUCCUACCCCCUAUGCAAUUGUAAUUCUCAGGUUGCAGAUCUGCAAUCCUAUAUCCCCAGAUAUUGUACUGGAAAUGGAGGUUACAGCAUCUACGGGGACAGAAGGGUGAGCUCUUCAGCUUCCUCUGGAGAAAAAGCAAGUUUUCUUAGAAAGUGGGAAUCACACCAGGAAUUUGAGCCUUCUCAUUUAGAAAGUUUGGGAGGAAAGCUGUGGGGGCAGGAAGGCAGUUCAGUAGAGACAGAACGUACCCAGUGAACUAACGUACGUCUUGUCGCAUGGUGGGAAGGAGCUGUAUAAACAGUAGAGGGUGUUGGAAUUUGGCUACAAUUUCCAACUCAGAUUUUAGUUACUGCUAAGUGAACACAGCUCCUAAUAGCUAUAUUCAGGGUUUAAUGCAUGUAUCCACCCGCAGAAGUUAUAGGCAUUGCUUUUAAUAGAAGCCACGUAGGAAGCAAGAGAGGACCAUUAAGUUGAAAAGGUGUGUCUCUCUGAUCACCAGGUCUUUGUUUAAAGACAUGACCUUGAUCCUGCCUGAUUUUAGCUAAGUUCUGUGACAAAACUUUCAUUCGACUUAAUUGGAAAGAGGUGGGAUCGGGCCAGGUACUGUAGCGGCAAAGACCAUGCUGACCUGAGGAGCGGAGCUCCUGGCAGUGAGAGUUCCAGCUGCCCCGUUGGGUUGUAGCACAGCUCUCCCACGGAUGGGGCACCCAGGCUGUCCCAUGGAGGAGCUUCCCAAGGUUGGUUCGGGCCUGCCUCUGAUGACCAACUCCUCUGCUCCAAAAACUAAGUGGCUGCUGGUGGUACCAUAAGGAGGUUUCUAGCAUGCCUCCAUGGGUUUCCUGUAAGCGUCCUCUCCCCCUUGGUGGCAUAUAGCCACCAUGAAGAACAAGCUCAAACCAAAAAGACAAUCCAAGCGUUUUAGCAAAAAAAAAAAAAAGAAAACACA
Messenger RNA from Aptenodytes forsteri (emperor penguin), 2926 nucleotides. It is a transcript of the gene STC2, whose product is annotated as stanniocalcin 2. Gene Ontology annotation, biological process: intracellular calcium ion homeostasis. The transcript is spliced from 3 exons. Bases 3 to 764 code for a protein of 253 amino acids. Gene Ontology annotation, cellular component: extracellular region. The record is from RefSeq and is a predicted model, not a curated record. Lineage: Eukaryota; Metazoa; Chordata; Aves; Sphenisciformes; Spheniscidae. Gene Ontology annotation, molecular function: hormone activity.